Molecule: messenger RNA, 8579 nt
Organism: Cynoglossus semilaevis (tongue sole)
Lineage: Eukaryota; Metazoa; Chordata; Actinopteri; Pleuronectiformes; Cynoglossidae
Gene: map1b
Product: microtubule-associated protein 1B
Exons: 7
Coding region: 497-6592 (2031 amino acids)
Biological process (GO): regulation of microtubule depolymerization; dendrite development; microtubule cytoskeleton organization
Cellular component (GO): microtubule associated complex; synapse; cytosol
Molecular function (GO): actin binding; microtubule binding
Source: RefSeq, a predicted model, not a curated record
UGUGGGCCACACUUGGGUGGAAUGGGCUACACAGACACCAAGACAGUAAAUAGCUGUUCUUGUUCCUCUGGUGUUAAACUCCAGUGUUUGUUUACAGUUUAGCCCUAGCUGUACAGGAUUUCUUUGUGUAUGAACGUCUUAAGUGACUAAUGAAUAUAAACAGUGCAUGUCAUCUCGGUGACUUCCGGGGGCGUUUGAUUCGUUGUGGAUGACAUCAGAUGUGGAGUGAGUUUGCGAAAAAAAAAGAGUGGGGUGGGGGUAGAACCGGUGCCCUCUCCUCUCCUCUAUUCCUGAAUAUGACACAAUGUCUGCUGGUAUAAAGAGCUAGAGCCACUCCUAUCAGGGCUCCUCUGGUGUCUGGAGAUCUCGCCGGAGCAGUGCAGUGAAUAAAGGGAGGAGGCGGAGGAGGAGUACUGCUGUUGCUGCUGUAUUACUGCAAUCACUGACAGGGAGAGGAGAACAUUGAAGAGAAGAGGAGAAAGGAGCAGAGGACAGGAUGGCCACCUUGGUACAGUCUGCGAACAUGGAGGUUCUGGGUGGUCAGAGCAGCACCGGAACGUCUCCCACAUCCACCGGCCCCCAGCCGCACUUUAACGACAACAAAUUUUACCUACUGGUGGUGAUCGGUGAGAUCAUCACGGAGGAUCACCUCAAGUGUGCCAUUGCGGACAUAGAAAAAGGAAUCCGUUCAUGGGACACCAACCUCAUCGACUGCAACCUGGACCAGGAGCUUAAACUGUUCGUCUCCAGGCACUCGGCUCGCUUCUCUGCAGAUGUCAGAGGUCAGAGAAUUCUGCAUCAUAAAAGUAAUGUCCUGGAAACAGUGGUUCUCAUCAACCCUUCAGAUGAAGCAGUCAGUACUGAGGUUCGUCUGAUGAUUUCAGACACGGCCAGACACAAGCUUCUGGUUCUCUCGGGCCAAUGUUCUGAAAUGUCAGGGGAGCUGAUUCUUCAGUCCGGAUCCUUUUCUUUCUCUAAUUUCAUAGACAUAUUCACUGACCAGGAGAUUGGGGAAUUGCUCAGCACCAUUCACCCAGCAAACAAAGCCUAUCUUACACUCUUCUGCCCCGAACAAGGCGACUGGAAAAACUCUAACUUGGACAAACACAACCUGCAGGACUUCAUCAACAUGAAACUAAACUCAGCACUUAUACUCCCCGAGAUGGAGGGGCUCUCUGAAUUCACAGAGUACUUGUCCGAAUCCGUCGACAUCCCGUCACCUUUUGACAUGCUAGAACCACCAACCUCAGGUGGAUUCCUGAAACUCUCCAAACCGUGCUGUUACAUUUUUCCUGGCGGUCACGGCGACUCUGCUCUCUUUGCUGUGAAUGGCUUCAACAUGCUCAUUAACGGCGGCUCAGACCGGAGGUCCUGCUUCUGGAAACUGGUGAGACAUUUGGAUCGGGUGGACUCCAUCCUGCUGACGCACAUUGGUGAUGAUAACCUCCCAGGCAUCAACAGCAUGCUGCUGAGGAAGAUUGCCGAAGCUGAGGAAGAACAGUCUCAAGGAUCAACAGCGAACAGUGACUGGGUGAAGAACAUGAUUUCUCCAGAUAUUGGUGUGGUGUUUGUGAACCUUCCUGAGAACCUAGAUAACCCUGCACCCAACUACAAAGUGCGGAAGAUCAUUGAGGAAGCAGCUUCUACUCAUCAGUUCCUCACCAAGUUAAAUUUAAGGAUAGAACCAUUGCAGAGGCCUGUUGGGAACACAAUAGAACCAAUAAUCCUUUUCCAGAAGAUGGGCGUUGGAAAGCUUGAGAUGUAUGUGCUUAAUCCUUCGAAGAACAGCAAGGAGAUGCAGCACUUCAUGAAGCAGUGGACAGGCAGCGAAAAAGACGCGGCUUCCAUUCUCCUGCCAAACGGAAAAGAAUCCCAGUUCCCUGUCUCUUACUUGACAUCGAUUUCCUCACUCAUCGUGUGGCACCCAGCGAAUUCCUCAGAGAAGGUUGUGCGAGUUCUUUUCCCUGGAAAUGCCACCCAGCAUCACAUCUUUGAAGGUUUAGAAAAGCUAAAGCACUUGGAGUUUUUGAAGCAGCCUGUUGUAACUCAGAAAGCGAUGUCUGCCACCGUGUCUUCAACACCAACCAUAAAGCAAGCAAAGAUGAAACACAGGGCGGACAGCAAAGAAAGUCUGAAAUCCACCCCCAGGCCGUCACCAAGCAAGAGCAUCAGGAAGGACUCAAAGGAGGAAGCUCCAGAAAAGGCAAAGACAGAUGCAGAAAGUACACAUGAAAAAACUCAAAAAGUGGAGAAAAAAGAAAAGGUCUCAGUGAGAAAAGUAAAGACGAGUGAGAAAGAAUCGAAGGCAAAGGCAGACACAACAGUACAAAAUGAAGCACUGGAAAAUAAAAAGUCUGAACUUAAACAAAAGGCAGAAAAGGUGACUAAGAAGGAGCCGAGAAUUUCAAUGGAGAAGAAAAGAGAGGCAAGAAAGGAAGUGGCAAAGAAAGAUGAUAUUUUUAAACAGGAAAGUCGAAAAGAUGAGAAGGUGAAAAAGGAGGACGCAAAGAAAACUUUGAAGAAGGACAUCAGAAAGGACUCCCCUCUGAAGGAGAAGAAAGAAGAGAAAAAAGAGCAAAAGAAAGACAUCAAAAGGCCAACCAAGGAUGUGAAAAAGACGGAUGAAAAGAGUUCAGCACCGAAACCAAAGGCUUUAAAGAAAGACAGUGCCUCAAAUAAAGACGCAGGAUUACCAUCGAAAUCAAAGGAGAAGGGAAAAACAAAAGUAACAAAGGCAGAAACAAAAAUAGAUGACGUGAAACAGGCAGCUUCAGCCGCUGCUGCUGCUGCCACUGCUGCUGUCGCCGCUGUUGCUGCUGUUGCCGUUGCUGCCGUUGCUGCUGCUCCCGUUGCUGUUGCUCCCGUUGCUGCUGCUCCCGCCAGUGAUGAAGUGGAAGACCUCGAGGCAGUACGGUCUCUUAUGUCCACACCAGAGGACCUUACUAAAGACUUUGAAGAGCUCAGGGGUGAGGAGUUGGUCGAAGAUGAAGCAGUGAUACAACAACUUGAGGAAGAAGAGGUUGUAAUGGUCCACCAUGAAGAAAUACUACAGACCAAAGAGUCACCAGAGGCUCUGGAGUCUGUAGAUGAGGGUAUAACCACAACAGAGCCUGAAGGUGACAGUGGGGUGACCCCAGAUGAACAGGUUUGUAAGGUGAAGCUCAAUGAAAGUGUGAGUGAAAAGUUUGAAGACGAAGGAACCGUAAUGGAGGAGACACCCGAGGGGGGAGACUAUGAAGAGAAAGGAGAGAUAGAAGAGAUUUAUGAACCACACAGAAUGGAAUUAGAUGUUGAUAAAAUGACUCCCAGUGAAGAUGAGCCUAAGGACAGGCAAGAUGAAGCCGAACAAGAGGAUGCUGUUGAAGAGAAUGUUGGUGCGAUGACUGAAAAAUCAGAAGAUCUGCUCUCAAGUCCACCACAACCAGAGACACAGAAGAUCCUUGUGUCUGCCUCACCCAAAGUGUCCUCACCUGUUUCUCCAGCUGCAUCUAUUCACGAUGAAAUGCUUCCAAUUGGCUUUGAGAGCCCAACAGCCUCGGAUGAUGAAAACAGAAACUCUGGCUUCACUCAGUCCAACAUGGAGGUCCCCUGUGUGCCUGCUCCUGCAGAUGAAAUUGUGACACCCCAGCAAGUUAUAGCUGAUGAAAGCACGAGUGAUAGAGAUGACUCACUUCCAGAGGUUGGUGGAGAAUUCUCAUCUGUAGAGUCCAGUAAGAAUAAGACUUACCUUGUCGAAGCUCAGACUGGAUCAGGCCAGGGUCAUAGUGAAGCCACUGAAGGUCAUGACUACAGCCAUUCUGCUUCAACAGUAUCUACACCAUCAUCGCUAGAAGAAUCAAAAUUGUCUAAGGACCUCACUGUUGCGGAGAAAGCUGAGCAGGGUGACUCAGCACAGGAGGAUGCCGUCUCAGCUCUCCUUACAACAUUUUCCACAACAGAACCUUUUAUUCGUUCUCCCUCGGUGGAAUGUAAGGAUGCAUUUGACACGCCAACAAAUUUUGGUGCUGCAAUAGAAUUGUCCACCACAAUGGCGGGCGACACCGUAACAAAUGUAGAAACUUCCAUCAGUGCUGAAGACAAGACACUAGAAGAAGCGAAUUCGCCUCAAUCCUCUGGUCACACGCCUUACUACCAGUCACCGGUUGAUGAAAAAGCUACAACUUUGCCUCCUGUCUCAGAUGACAAAGAGCCCGGUCCUACAAUUGUGGAACUACUGAGUGAUAAAGAGGAUUCCUCCAACAGAGUUACUCCUGAACCUGAUGAACCAUACCAGGAAAGUUGCUCCCCCGUAGAGAGGGCAGUAUCCCCUCCCAAAACCCCUUCUCCCACUGAGCCUGACUCCCCAAAACAGAAGGUGGAGUCACCCCUUGAUAUCGAAGACAACAUAAAUGCCGGAGCCUUUGUACCAAUGACCAAACAGGAUUCAGACACCAACCCAUUUACAUCUGUCAAAGAGGAGAGUAAAAUGUCAAUAUCAGAGGGCACCACAUCCGAAAAGUCAGAAACACCUUUGGAAGAAGUGGUAGCAGAAGACACAAUCUCACAUUUGGCCUCAGCAUCCACCGCCUCCCUGGCCACCAGCUCUCUACCAGAGCCAACCACUGAUUCUCCUUCUCUCCACGCGGAGGUCGGUUCUCCUCACUCCACAGAGGUAGACGACUCGCUGUCUGUGUCUGUGGUUCAGACACCAACCACCUUCCAUGAAGCUGAGGGAUCACCAUCCAAGGAAGACAGCCCCAGGCCCAUGUCUAUCUCCCCCGAUAUCUCACCAAAAUCAAAAUGCAGAACACAAGUGCAGGAUACAAAAUCCCCAGAGCAUUCCACCAUGUCUUUGGAGUAUGGACAGGAAUCCCCUGACCACUCCUUAGCACUAGAUUUCAGCAAGCAGUCCCCCGAGUACCCAUUUAUGACAGGCAGUUCCCGGGCUACCGAGAAUGGUCCAACGGAGGUUGAAUACAGUCCCUCAGAAGGAGCAGAUGCUAAACCGUCAAGAGAACCUGGUUCUGUAGUGGAUAAGCUGUUGAUUUUUGAGGAUUCUAUGCGUGCCACCUCUGCAACUCCGUCAGAUGCCUCUCAGUCUACACCAUCGGUUACAACCCCUUGUCAAAUGACAGAGAUACCUCCUGCUGUGGCUGAGGUAACAGAUAAAUCCCCUGUUACCCCUAAGGCAGCAUCUCUUACCCAGUCUCCUCAAUCCAGUGACCCAUUGCCAGGAUUUGUGGGUCUCACUCUUAAGGACAGCACAAGCCCAAUUUCACCAUCCCUGGAAAAGGUUUCUGAUAGAGCUUUCACACCUCAACCGUUUGACAAGUCGCCUUCACCACCCACCGCUACUUCACCAUGGUCUUGUUCUCCAGUGAAAGAUGAGGCAGAGGAUCCAGCUAAGGAUUUAAAACCUUUUGAAUUUCAGGAUUCAACACAUGAGGAGAAACCCUCAGUGAGCCCCAAAGUUCAGUCUCCUUCCUGUCUUUCUCCUUCCUUCGAUCUGUGUGGUUAUUCUGCCAGUGGAUCCAGGGACCCAGAAUCCACCCAGAGGUGUUCCACAGCUCCAUCCAAGACAGAUGUCGAUCUCUGCCUUGUCACUUCAUGUGAGUACCGUCACCCCAAGACGGAACUGUCUCCAUCUUUUAUCAACCCUAACCCCUUGGAGUACUUCAUCAAUGAAGAAAGUGCUUUGGAUGAGGAGAAGCCUCUUGCCAAGUUUGGGGGAGGUCCCCCACCUCCAGGUGGUAAACUUUCUUCCAGACAAUGUGAUGAGACCCCACCUACUUCCAUCAGUGAAUCUGCCCCAUCUCAGACAGACUCAGACGUACCCCCAGGUACAGAGGAGUGCCCCUCCAUUACAGCGGAUGCCAACAUUGACUCUGAAGAUGACUCUGAGACUCUGCCGACCGACAGAACCCUGACCUACAGGCACGCUGACCCUCCUCCGGUCCUCAGGGAUUCGGCUCCGUCGUCAGGACACCAUGAUGUCUGCAUGGUGGACCCAGAGGCCCUGAAGGCUGAAGAAAAUGCCAAUACUGAUGGAGGAGAAAAGCCCAAGAAGAAAAAAUUAUCCAAAAAGACUUCGUCACCUGCUAGAAAGAGCGGCCUAUCAAAAGUCAAAGAUGCAAAGACUGAGUCUCCAAAGAAGAGUGCCGGAGAAGGAAAGGAUGCCAAAAAUGCAACAAAUACUUCUGCAUCAAGAGGUGUCAAGAGUGCCGCGUCAGGUGGUGGUAGUGCAAAGACGUCACUGCCCAACUGUCCUCCCAUGUACAUGGAUCUGGUGUACAUCCCCAACCACUGCAGCGCUAAGAAUGUGGAUUCUGAGUUCUUCAAGUACGUACGCUCCUCUUACUACGUGGUCAGUGGGAAUGAUCAUACGGCUCAGGAGCCAAGUCGAACUGUCCUUGAUGCUCUGCUGGAAGGAAAGGCCCAGUGGGGGAACAACAUGCAGGUCACUCUGAUUCCAACUCAUGACACUGAUGUUCUGAGGGAGUGGUACCAGGAGACCCACGACAAACAGCAAGAGCUGAACAUCAUGGUUCUGGCCAGCAGCAGCACUGUCGUCAUGCAGGAUGAGUCCUUCCCAGCCUGUAAGAUUGAGAUGUAAGCCUGAAGCGCCAAAACAUUUUAAGAUAAAAGAAGCCUUGCCAGAGAUAGUUAAGAUGUGUUUUAUGGUUGGAGAAAACAAAUCUGUGCUGCAGUGAAACUGAACCGGCUUUUAGAUACAAUCAGUGUAAUUUCUAAUGCAUUUCACCCUAACAACAUAAUGCCUGGGUUAAAGACAGACAAAGGGUAUAAAUAAACUCAGUUUGUAGGCCUCCAAUCAAAGGGAAAGACACGAUAAUGAAUUGUAUUGGAAGGAAAUAAUAAAGAGCACCGGCUCCAGAUUUUUUAGUGACUCAUUAAUUUAAAUGCCUGUCAGAGAACAAAACAUCCGAACACAUGGCUUUCAUUUUGACUAAUGUUAUUCACACCAAAUGAUAAAUCAGUAUGUUAUUGCCUUUCUAGGAAGUGAGAAUGAAUGUACAUGAGCUGGUGUAACGACAGCGUCUGCAUUCUGGUAGUGAUCUUUAACACGGCCGUUAUUUGGAUUGUCGAAGGAUAAGAAACGUAACCUGACGCACAGUAACAUCACAGAUGUCUGAUAAAGUGCCCCUCACAUUGUGAAAUCUGCUGUUGAAUUCAAAUCCACUGGAUCCAUUUGGAUCCAUUGUGUUUUCCCCCUUUUGGGAUAUACUGUAUAUUUAUUUCAAAUUUAUUUAUUAAUGAUAAUAAUUUAUUAUUGUGCACAAAUUCCUGUAUUUGCCGUGCAACACAACGCUGAUGGAGACUGAUCUUCUUUGUCUUUGUUACAUCUGUAAAGUUAUGUUUAAUGUCAGUCGUUUUAUUUAAUUUAUUUUUUUUAUUUCUGUAUCCACUGAAACAGUUUCUGAUCUGCUCUGGGCGUGAACUCAUUGCACAGAGGGAGAGCCAGUCUUUCCCAAUGUAAAGCAAGUGAGGCAGGAUGUUUUCAUACAUCUUGAAAUGUCUUGUUUUUCUAAAGCACUGUACUGUAAUUAUAAAUAGCUGUUGUGGCUGACGGGGUGUUUGACAUAAGCGCAUGAUUUCUGACACGUUAGGAUUUUUCUCUUGCAGCGAGGGAUUUCCCCUUGGACUUUGGGCGUUAGAACAGCAGGGAUAUGAAAGUAUAAAUGUAAGAAGCAUUUUAGGAUUUUUUUUUUGAAGGUCACAGUGCCAUUGUACAGUCACAGAAGCAGUGGGUCUGUGGAGUCACUGUUAACUCAGAGCGUGGAUUGUCAGGUCAGAGGGAGCGGGAAAUAUCUGGUACCAAGGUUAACAAGAGAAACAGCUUCUAGUUGUGGCAGUGGUUGUUCUCAGCCAGGAGAGUGAGUGGGUGAGUGAGUGAGUGAGUGAGUGGGUGAGUGAGUGAGUGGGUGAGGCGCGGUUCAGAUGAAAGUAUGUAAAACAAAACUCGACACUUUAACCACAAUCAUGACACAGACCACACCGACAGCAUAACGGCUAUUGGACAACUUUGACAGUCCUGCUUAAGGAUAACCAUCUAACAAACACACACACACCGUAACAACAGGCGUCCAGACUUGUUGCAGUUGACAGUAUGAGUGACACGUCGGCUGUUCACUUGUCACAGACGCCAACCAGGUCGAAUCUCAAACCAACAAUAACCUACAAACACAGAGAAGACACUAGACCAAAACCGACUCUUCUCUUCUUUGACUUCUUUCUCUUACACUUACUCUUUUUCUCUCUCAGUCUAUUUAUCGCUGCCUUUCUCCGUUGUCCUUCUCCUGGGAGAACUUUAUUAACGUUUGUCUGCGGCUGUGUGGUUUACUUGUCUUGUGAUCAUCCUGCAUCCUCUCUCUCUCUCUCUCUCUCUCCCUCUAGUUCCCAAACCCAUAUAGUGUAUACACAAUAGCGAUUAGUUUUAAGUGAGUGUUCCUUAGUGCUUUCUGAUGUUGGUGUGCAAUGUACCCUCGACCCCUACAGCAAAACCUGAUUUAAGAGGAAAGUACCGAACUACUGAAGAACAAACAUUCAAAAACAACAACAAUAAAGUCUGGUAUGAACACGAA